AUCUCUCACAUUAAAACUCCAACACUUGAUUACUUCUACAUAACCCUUAAGCCUCCAGCAUCUCUCCCCUAGCUCUCUCUACUCUUCCUUCACCACCACCACUGCCGGAGUGCCGCCAUGGACUUCUUUUUCCAAACUAUCAAGUAUUGUGUAGCGAACCAUCUUAGCAAGAACCCAGUUUACCCAAUCCUUGAAUAUUGGCUAGUGAAGCAUCCAAAUAUUCUGAAUUUUUCAUGGAAACAAGGUGAAACUCCAGGUUCUUCUAUUUUUUUCCUUUCUUCCAUUGUUGUCUCGUAUCUCUCUCUCACUUAUCUCCUCUCUCGCUCAACCCUAGUUUCAUGUAGCCCUCGUUUUCUCAAAAACCUCACAGCCAUUCAUAACAUUGUCCUCCUCUCUCUCUCCUUUGUCAUGGCACUUGGCUGCUCUCUCUCCAUCAUCCUCUUUGCUCCCAACGUCGACUACCUCGUUUGCUUUCCUAAAAAAACCCCACCAACAGGACCUCUCUUUUUCUGGGCUUACAUAUUUUAUCUCUCCAAGAUUUUUGAAUUCAUGGAUACCCUUUUGAUCAUCUUGAGCAACUCCGUCAGAAGGUUAACUUUCCUCCAUGUGUACCACCAUGCAACGGUGGUGGUGAUGUGCUACAUAUCUUUGCACUCGUCGCAAUCUAUGUUCCCUUGUGUACUCGUCACAAAUGCUACUGUGCAUGUGAUAAUGUACUUCUACUACUUCCUUUGUGCUGUAGGGAUUCGUCCAAAGUGGAAAAAAUUAGUCACAGAUUGCCAGAUUUUGCAGUUCUUUUCAAGCUUUGCCAUCAUAGCUUGGAUCUUCUACUACCAUUUUACAGGAGCAGGUUGCUCGGGGAUCUUGGGUUGGUGCUUCGACGCCGUUUUCAUCACUUCUCUUUUAGUUCUGUUCCUUGACUUCCAUUCUAAGAACUACUCUAAGCAGAAGACCAAGGGAAAUUAACUACCAAUAUCUAUAAUUAAUGUCUACAAUGGUGAUAUAUGGACAUGAUCGUCCUUGUUUUUCCUCUUUUUCUUGUUUUUAGUCUCAAUUUAUUUCUAGGGUUUCGAUUUUGCAUGCAUGUUCCCGAGAUACAAAUUAAAAUCAUUGUUAAAUUAGCGUUGGAUGAUCAUUGCACUCAUAGGCAAUGGUCUAGUGGUUUCGGUCUGAGUAAAACUCAAACUUGUAGUAGAAAAAUAUUUGUUUAGAUCCAGUCUAUAUGGAUCUAACACUCAAUAGUAUGGUAUGGUAGAAUCAUACAAAAAUAGAUAACAUGUUUUUGUGAUUUAGAUCUAUUAAAAAUUGGAGCUAAACAAGAUUAUUUGUC
This is a messenger RNA of Manihot esculenta (cassava), 1330 nucleotides long. Its product is annotated as putative elongation of fatty acids protein DDB_G0272012. Bases 118 to 966 code for a protein of 282 amino acids. The record is from RefSeq and is a predicted model, not a curated record. Gene Ontology annotation, cellular component: endoplasmic reticulum membrane. Lineage: Eukaryota; Viridiplantae; Streptophyta; Magnoliopsida; Malpighiales; Euphorbiaceae. The transcript has a single exon. Gene Ontology annotation, molecular function: fatty acid elongase activity. Gene Ontology annotation, biological process: fatty acid elongation, saturated fatty acid; sphingolipid biosynthetic process; very long-chain fatty acid biosynthetic process.